This is a messenger RNA of Dentiscutata heterogama, 816 nucleotides long. Lineage: Eukaryota; Fungi; Glomeromycota; Glomeromycetes; Diversisporales; Gigasporaceae. The record is from the annotation of a GenBank genome assembly.
AUGGCAAGAGUUCAAGAAAGAGAGAGUCACCCCUUAGAUGAAGCAACUACGUUCUAUUCUUUCAAGUCAAUUUUCUCAUUGAGUCAUCCCACUAUGUUGGCGUUAGAGCUAAGGGGGCAGUAUGUUAUUCGCAUACCUAAAAGAGAAGUAGCUAAGAUUCAAUGGGGCGGGGGUUCCGUAGGCGGCCAUGCCCAAGAUAAGACAUGCGUAUACGCGCAGUUAUGCGCACGCUUUGAUGCUCUCUUUGCCUUACAGGCUCUAGACCCACUCUUCGUGUUCCCCUGGUGCACAACUCUCGUUGAAUUACCUAAACAGUGGACCUGUAAAGCAUAUAGGCUAGCUACACUUAAGCAGCCUUUUCCUUACGGGUUUAUGACGCCUGAAACGGUAGACUACGUUGGACUAGUCCCGAUAUCAAAUAUUAGUGAAGGGAAAUCCUUCCGAGGACCCCCGGCUUCAGAGAAGCCCGCAAAACAAUGGCGUUUAUCCCCUUUCCUUAAAACUGGGUUCCAGGCCAGGGUGCUGAUUUGCAGCUACUCCUCUUUUAACCCUACCCUUCCAAGGCGAUCGCCAAGGGAAGCCAUUGCAGGGAGUCGAUCCCUGCAGUUGGCCGCUAAGGCAGCUCGUCCUGCCUAUAAUGCCAAGAUUGUUGUACGAGCCCCUACCCUUAACAAUCCAAUGAAUUCUUUACUAGUUGCCUCGGGGCCUACGGAGGCUAAGGAGCCGUACCCCCCGGCUACCGGCGCCUUAGCGCCUACCCAACAAAAGGGUAUAAAAAGACUAGAUGUUAAGGUUUUCCCAACUGGGAGUCCUUAG